UGAAGACGUACGGAGUAGACGAAAUCUGUUAGUUCCUGACAAACAGCAAAUCUUUAGGACAUCAAAAAGGAUAAUAUUAAAUUUCGUGUGUGAAAUAUAUUGUUUUGCUAGUAACAGAGCGUAUUUAUAUUUUUGUGUUCUGUGAAGAAAUGUGACAGGACGAAAAGCAUUAUCCCUGGCCACAUGGAUUAUUAGACUAUUGCUGGCGGCCGUUACAUUGACUAACGAAAUCGUAAGAAAUGAACCGAUAAGAAAUAUCGAUAUUUAUUGAUGGCGUGAAGUGAUGUGUUUGGGUUUGUGAGGGUAGGUCUUCAUUGAGAUUGAGUGCAAAUAUAUAUAAACAUGUUGUGUAGAAGUUGUAAUGUGUUGUUCAGAGUGCAGUGUACAUCGAAAUUGAAUAUCAUGAGGAGCACAGCAAAGCAGUCUGCGACAGAGGAGAGAGAUCCUGCACCAAUAUUUUUUAAUUCAAAUGUUCAGCAGCUCCUUAAGAAAUUGACACGUGUGGACUUGAAUAAAGUUUUCCGUACGAAAAAUUAUGGAGUACCUUUAAGAGCACCAGAAUACAAGUUCUUGACAACAGAAGAACUGGAUGAGGCUAUGAAGAAUGCAGAAAAGAAAGCAGAGAGGAAGUUACAGAUGCCACCAGUGGUGAAGGUGCGAACUGAAGAACCUGAAGUCCUAUCAUAUGAUUGUGAACUCCAGGACCAUUCAGAAACAAAAUUUGUCUUCACUGACAUUUCAUUUGGUUUUUCUGACAGGGAACGGAUGAUAGUUGUUCGUGAUGUGAAUGGAACAUUGCGGAAAGCAACGCCUGAUGAGAGGCAUCGCAUGAAUGAGACAUACUUUCCCCGUUCAGGAAGAAAAUUAAGAAUGCCUCACAUGUUUGAGAAGGAGUACUUAAAGCGGCUACUAGACCAAGGGAAUUAUGAGUUCGUACUUGAUCGAGCAUGCCUGCAGUUUGAGCCAGAUGACCCCACAUACCAGGACGUCACAGCAACAACAUAUGAAGCAGUUGAGAGAGCUCAGCACUAUAAUUCCUUGCGGUCUACACGGCACUUUGGUCCAUUCGCUUUUCACUUGGCAUGGAACAAGUCAAUUGAUAGUCUGCUGCUCGACUUGAUUGAGACAGACAGGCUUGAUGAAGCUGUAUCCCUUAUCCAGCUUUAUCACAUUGUCAACCCUGAAGCAAAAUCUGUGAGUUCCCAUUUUGAGCCUGGAUUGGAGCAUUCAUUCAUUCAGGCAUAUGUGGAGUCAGACUCAAAGAAGAGGAGUGUACUGGAGUUGGCCCUGCAGGCAAAUGUAGAGCUGCACAAACAAAGAGCAGAGGUGGAGGCAGGGGUCCGUAGAGCACAUGGCCACACAUAGAGACCAAAUGGACAGACAUGCAGGGUAAUCAGAAAAACAUGAACAAAUAUUUGGUUCUAGUGAGACCUGUAGCAAACGGUUUUGUAAGAUGGUCACAGGGGCUAUCAUGUCAAGUACUUUUGUCCUUUUCCAUGCUCUGAAUAAGAUAUCUGUCACAAACUGUGGCUGCUUCCACUCUGAAACAAGUUAUUUUUUAAUGAAUAAAAAGUAAACUCUUCUUCUAUCUCAUACCAACUAAAGCCAGUAAUGGCUUGUCAUUAAAAGAAAUUACAUAUUAGUACUGAACUAUACAAAGGGAGGGUCUUAAUUUUCAAAAUGAAUCUCAGCAAAGAAAGGCUUCAUGAAGUUACGUCUUGACUUACUGAUAGAUAUUAUUUCAUGUUCAUUUUUACCAUUGCCAAACAGUUAAGUUUAAGUUUAAUGACAUUAGUAUCCAGAAUUCUCAGGAGUUACACCGUUCACAGAUUAAUUUAGUGCAGAAAGUUAAUUUUCCUAUUCUGUGACCUUCUAAGUGCAAAGUCAGGGAAGAUGAAGCCCUCUGCUUAAAGAUCAGAAAUGUGAUAAUGUGCUGCCUGAACAGCGACAUCACACACUCCUGGGAUUGGUAAGAUUAGCCUGGGCAGUGGUGGAAUGAGUAGCAGGGAAAACUGAAGACCCCUGAGUAAACCUGCUGUUUCACGUCAUACACCAGGAGUCUCACGUGAAGUUACCCAGGAUUGAACUCAGCUCAGCAGUUUGAAGUGAUGAUAUGGCCAAUUUUAAAACUAAUAGCACGUUUUGUUGCAGUUGUAGGACACAGAUGAAUGAUAGAUAUAAACACAUAAAUUCCUUUAGUAGGAAAACUUUGUUCAUUGUCAUUAAUGCAUCAUGGACAAAUUUUGGUAGUUAGACACAACUGCACUAUAAGAAAUGCUCAGAUUGCAGUUUUCUGAGUUGUGACAUCAUGUAGUUUUGCAGAUGGAUACCAGUGUUUGUAGGAACCUGCUCUGAAUAUGGAUAAAGUUUUUUUGAGAAAUGGGCUUAUCUGUUUGCACCUACUAUUUAUCUUUGUUCAGUAGAAAGUCAUCAGAUGUGUUAUGAAGUAAUGUGAGUUGAAAUUUGGAAUGACAGAUUAGCAAACCAAUUCAUUACAUGAGUAUCAUGCUGGACAUUG
Molecule: messenger RNA, 2518 nt
Organism: Cryptotermes secundus
Lineage: Eukaryota; Metazoa; Arthropoda; Insecta; Blattodea; Kalotermitidae
Gene: mRpS22
Product: 28S ribosomal protein S22, mitochondrial
Exons: 7
Coding region: 343-1365 (340 amino acids)
Cellular component (GO): mitochondrial small ribosomal subunit
Molecular function (GO): structural constituent of ribosome
Source: RefSeq, a predicted model, not a curated record